Leptonychotes weddellii (Weddell seal) is the source of this 2386-nucleotide messenger RNA. NCBI's taxonomy places the organism in Eukaryota, Metazoa, Chordata, Mammalia, Carnivora, Phocidae. The record is from RefSeq and is a predicted model, not a curated record.
GCUGGAAAACCUGAAGGGGCGGCAGCCAGGCCUCCCUAGUCGGCCGGGUGUGGCUCUCCUCGAGAGGCUAUCGGCAGAGCUCCACAAACUCCACAGCAACUCAGCCCCAGACGGACAGUCUGACGGAACGAAGACACCUCUCAGCCCACGAGCACGAUCGGUGCCUCUCAGAAGAUGCAGGUGCUCAUGCUGCUGCUCGCCUCGGCAGGCACCUGCCUGGGCCUGCUGGUGGCAACUGCGGCGGACACCAGCCCUGCCCGACCGGACUCCCCCAGCCUGCUGCCCACCCACCGGCGCCAGAAGAGAGACUGGAUUUGGAACCAGAUGCACAUUGACGAAGAGAAAAACACCUCGCUGCCCCAUUAUGUGGGCAAGAUCAAAUCGAGCGUGAACCACAAGAACACCAAGUAUGUGCUCAGAGGAGACUCUGUGGGCAAGGUCUUCCGGGUCAGGGAGGACACAGGCGACGUGUAUGCCUUUGAGAGGCUGGACAGGGAGAAGAUCCCAGAGUACCACCUUACUGCCCUUGUGGUAGACAAGAAUACCAACAAGAACCUAGAGUCUCCGUCCAGCUUCACCAUCAAAGUUCACGACGUGAACGACAACUGGCCUGUGUUCACGCACCGGCUGUUCAACGCCUCCGUGCCAGAGAUGUCGGCCGUGGGGACCUCCGUCAUCCGUGUGACAGCAGUUGAUGCAGAUGACCCUACUGUGGCAGACCACGCCUCUGUCAUGUACCAAAUCCUGAAGGGAGAAGAAUAUUUUGCUAUUGAUGGUUCCGGACUCAUUUUCACGACAACCAAAACCUUGGACCGAGAGGUGCAGGCCAAGUAUGAAAUCGUGGUGGAAGCGCGAGAUGCCCAGGGCCUCCGUGGGGAGUCAGGCACAGCUACGGUGCUGAUCACUCUGCAGGACAUCAAUGACAAUUUCCCCAUCUUUACCCAGCCCAAGUACACAUUCGCCGUGCCUGAAGACAUCCGUGUGGGCAGCUCCCUGGGCUCUCUGUUCGUUGAGGACCCAGACGAGCCCCAGAACCGGAUGACCAAGUACAGCAUCGUGCAGGGUGAAUACAGGGACACCUUCACCAUCGAGACGGACCCCAACCACAACGAGGGCAUCAUCAAGCCCAUGAAGGUUUGUAGGCAUGCAGCGAUGACAUCAGAUGUGGGGUUUGGGGCUCCCCGCAUUCCCAGGACUCAUCCAGGGGCUACCACAAGGUCAGAGGCCAUCAAAGGUGUCCAUUCUGGGUCAGCUCAGAGCUAGCCUUGCGCUCUUAGAGCUUGUGACCCCAGAGCUGGGAAAGGGGAGCCAGGAGAGAAGGGUCAGUGCCUUAGGCUGGGUUACCCCAGAGGCAGACCUUAAGGCAAGGAUUUGGGUGUAAAUCAUUUACUUGGGAAGUGACGCCCCAGGAGCAGUGCCACAUAAAGGGAAGAACACAGGCUCCCUAUCAGGUUAUCACUGCGGGCAAGGGGGGCACAGUCCCACCGGGGACAUCUGAGGAAUGGUGUGGAAUAGGCCUCAGAGUUGCAGGAGCUGAGCAGGAGGAACUGUGGGGUUGGCUGAGGGCUUCAGGGGGCUUUCACUCUUGCACUUUCUGGCCUGCCCUGGGCACCCGCGUCACGGAGAGCCCCAGUAGUGUUAUAGGCACUUGCAGCAGAGAGCCAUGGCAGGGAAGGAAGCAAUGAGUGCUGUGGGGGUGGGGGUGGCCACUGGCAGUGGCUACUGCAGACAAAGCAGUCAGACCAACUGUAUCUGGAAGAGGAGGGAAGGGACACAAAAUGCCUCUAGAAUGGCCAUGCCGAGGACUGGGGCUACCUGGGCCGGGGAUGACCCAUCUCAAAGGGGACAUUCUAGAACCCCCCUGCCUGAGCUGGGCCAUUCCCCCAGGAGCACUCUCCUGAGGCUGUCCCUGCUCCAGUCCUGCACUGGGGACUGGAGGCACCCAGGGGACUCAUACAACCUCCACAGCACCGAAGCUCCCAGUGAGUGGGGAAGACACGCAUAGACCAACAGGGUAGCCACACGUAAGUGCUCCAGCUACCCAUGCAGGGAGCAACUGCCUAUGUCAGGGGGGCAGGACAGGUUCUGGAAGAUGUGAUUACCUUCGGAUCUGUCUUCUUGAGGGGUGAGUAGGAGUGUGCUAAGUGGGCAAAGGCAGGAGAAGCAUCUUGAGCAAAGACAUAAGGAAAAGGCACAUUGUUAAGGAGCUGUGGAUAGAACGACUAGCUGUGAUCCCCUAGCGAGCAGGACUGUGGCUUACCCACUGGGUGUCUUCAACACUUAGAACAGGGCCAGUCACAGAGCUAGGGUUGGGAGGCAGCCCCGAGGCUGCUGAGAUGCAGUGGGGGGCAGCCGAAGAUAGCCAGUGAGCCCCAGCCGCUCUCCC